Messenger RNA from Mucor velutinosus, 1200 nucleotides. Its product is annotated as MFS domain-containing protein. The record is from RefSeq and is a predicted model, not a curated record. Bases 1 to 1200 code for a protein of 399 amino acids. NCBI's taxonomy places the organism in Eukaryota, Fungi, Mucoromycota, Mucoromycetes, Mucorales, Mucoraceae. Gene Ontology annotation, biological process: heme biosynthetic process. Gene Ontology annotation, cellular component: mitochondrion. The transcript is spliced from 3 exons. Gene Ontology annotation, molecular function: protoporphyrin ferrochelatase activity.
AUGCUUAUCACUUCAUUACUAAGAGGCACAGCCAAGCAAUGUCAAACGCAAACCCACUUGACAAGACCUUUGCUGUGGGCUCCUAUGCAACACAUGCGUACCUAUGUCACUGAUGCCACUAGCACAAAGAGACCACCUACCGCUGUCUUGCUUACCAAUAUGGGUGGACCUGAAACCACAGACGAUGUAUACAACUUUCUUCACAACCUCUUCUCUGACAGAGACUUAAUGCAACUGCCAUUCCAAAAGUAUGCAGCCAAAUUCAUUGCCAAGAGACGUACACCUCAAAUCAUUGAGCAAUACCAGGCUAUCGGAGGAGGAUCUCCUAUUUUGCGUUGGACCCGUACACAAGGAGCGGCCAUGGAAAAGAUCCUUGAUGAGAUAUCUCCAGAAACAGCACCUCACAAGCAUUACAUUGCAUUCCGUUAUGUAGAACCUUAUACAAACACAGCAUUAGAGGAGAUGAAAAAGGACGGUGUAGAACGCGCCAUUGUAUUCACUCAAUACCCUCAGUACUCUUGUUCCACCACCGGCAGCAGUUUGAAUGAUCUCCAUCGCGGAAUUUCGGAGCUGGGCAUGGAGUAUGUGCGUUGGAGCAUCAUUGACAGAUGGCCUACACAUCCUGGGUUCAUUAACGCUACGGCCAAGAAGAUUGAAGCCAAAUUAGCCGAAUACACCGAGGAGGAGCGCAAGAAUGCUGUCAUUAUGUUCUCUGCUCAUUCACUCCCCAUGUCAGUGGUCAACCGAGGUGAUCCCUACCCUGCUGAGGUCGCUGCCACCGUAGACCAUGUCAUGGACAAGCUGGAUCGCAAGUACCCCUACCGUCUUUGCUGGCAAUCGCAGGUUGGUCCCAAGGCUUGGUUGGGUCCUCAAACAUCCGAUGCUCUCAAGGGAUUCGCCAAGGCAGGUAAGAAGAAUCUAGUGGUGGUGCCCAUUGCUUUUACAAGUGAUCAUAUCGAGACAUUGUAUGAAUUGGAUCAUGAGUAUGGCAGUGAAGCCAAGGAGUUGGGAAUCACUGGCUGGAAGCGUGUGGAUGCCUUGAAUGACGAUCCUGUGUUUACGCAAGCCAUGGCUGAUAUCGUCAAGGAGCACAUCCAAAAGGGUGAGCUUGUCAGUAAACAGUGGCCCCUUAGAUGUCCUGAUUGUACCUUCGAAACCUGUGGACAUUCUCGCGAAUUUUUUACCAACCAAAAAGAAUAA